AUGUCCCAAGACAGUUUCCCUGCUUUGCCUGGCUUCUAUCGUCUUUUGUUUCUUUAUCUGGAGCCAAUGUCAACCAUAGCGCCAUUCCUCAUGGUGUGGAUUUCCCCAGGCUCUGCCUGGUUCCACCACGAACUUAUUCCAUCCGACAAUGGCCCCACUGGUGUGUUGUCACCGAGAACUCAGAUGGCUAUUUGGCAGUUAGCAAAUUGCUACCUACUUUUGGGUCUGAUUUCCUCUUUGGUCUUCCGUUCUGUGCGAGAUGCACUUCCCAACAAUCCAGCUGCACAAGAGCGCAUCUUGGGGGCUAGCUUUCUCGCUCUCGGUAUCGCAGAUGCAUCGGCCGUACUUCGUACUACUUUGGAGUCCCAGAGGUGA
Messenger RNA from Psilocybe cubensis, 375 nucleotides. RefSeq lists its product as uncharacterized. The transcript has 4 exons. NCBI's taxonomy places the organism in Eukaryota, Fungi, Basidiomycota, Agaricomycetes, Agaricales, Agrocybaceae. The record is from RefSeq and is a predicted model, not a curated record. Bases 1 to 375 code for a protein of 124 amino acids.